Tarenaya hassleriana is the source of this 312-nucleotide messenger RNA. Its product is annotated as DEAD-box ATP-dependent RNA helicase 27-like. Bases 55 to 312 code for a protein of 85 amino acids. Gene Ontology annotation, cellular component: nucleolus. The record is from RefSeq and is a predicted model, not a curated record. NCBI's taxonomy places the organism in Eukaryota, Viridiplantae, Streptophyta, Magnoliopsida, Brassicales, Cleomaceae. The transcript is spliced from 3 exons. Gene Ontology annotation, biological process: maturation of LSU-rRNA from tricistronic rRNA transcript (SSU-rRNA, 5.8S rRNA, LSU-rRNA).
AGAUUAAUAUUCCUGCUUACCUUUUUGAAGAGAUAUAAUGGCAAAAAGAAAAUCAUGGUCUUCUUCUCUACUUGCAAGUCGACUAAGUUCCAUGCAGAACUCUGUAGAUACAUUAAGAUUGAUUGCCUUGAAAUCCGUAGAGGUAUAGACCAGAGCAAAAGAACUUCUACCUUUUUCCAAUUUGUCAAGGCAGAGAAGGGCAUAUUGUUAUGUACUAACGUUGCUGCUCGUGGGCUUGAUAUUCCUCAUGUGGACUGGAUCGUGCAGUAUGAUCCCCCUGAUGACCCUACGGAAUAUAUUCAUAGGGUUUGA